Syngnathus typhle (broad-nosed pipefish) is the source of this 4073-nucleotide messenger RNA. RefSeq names its product zinc finger protein 365 (gene znf365). The transcript is spliced from 6 exons. The coding region runs from base 126 to 1247 and encodes 373 amino acids. NCBI's taxonomy places the organism in Eukaryota, Metazoa, Chordata, Actinopteri, Syngnathiformes, Syngnathidae. The record is from RefSeq and is a predicted model, not a curated record. Gene Ontology annotation, cellular component: centriolar satellite. Gene Ontology annotation, biological process: telomere maintenance; regulation of neuron projection development; regulation of DNA strand resection involved in replication fork processing.
AGAUCCGACUGUGACGUCUCGCAAGCUACGGCGGGACUCGGGCACGUUCACGUUCGGUGUCGGUCAUCUUCGCACGCGCGCGCCGCCGGCGAGCGUGCGCGCGCGCGCGGAAGUGGCCGCCAGCCAUGCAGCAAAAGCUUUGCUCUGAAGGUUCCGGUUCUUUUCACGAUGGGGAGCGCUCGUCAGGCCUCCACAGCCUGUAUGCCCAAAGGGAGUACCCGUAUGAGUACCGCGGCUUCAGCAUCACCGGAAAGCUCCCGCCGAAGAAUGGUGGUCUCACGGCAGCUCGCGGCAUGCGGCGCUCACUCAGCGACGGCAGGGACACCGCCCAAUUCCUGAUCUCCAGGAGGAGGACGAGAAGCGUGGGCACCCGUGCGCACCAGGACGAGCUUAAGCACCAGGACGAGCAUGAGGAACUGCUUGUCAGAGACAGCGAGAGAGAGAAGAUUGGGACCUCGGACAGGUCGCCAGAUCAUUACAGGGGUUUUCAUUUGGGACAGGAUCUCGGCGUGGACGUGGGCCCGGACUGGAAUGCAGAGGCGCUCGGACAGGGCUGUUGUUCGGGCCCAGACACCACCUGGUGCUUGCUCGCGGCGCCGCACGGAGGCCUGGCCGCCAGCACCAUUGAUGGCAUUGGCACUGGGGGUUCCCCACAGCGGCGGCUGGCUCGCGUCAGGACGGAGCUGGCGCAGGCGCAAACGCGGCUGCUGUGCGAGCGCGCCCACACACAGCAUCUGUCUCGCGAGAGGCAGGAAGUGGCGGAGAAGGAGCGGUCACUGAGCCGGCAGGUGGACGUGGCAGUCAUGGUGAUCGCUGCCCUCAAGGAGCAGAUCAACGCUUCCGAAAACGAGCUGGAGCGACGUGAAAGGCAGGUGCUGAGCAUCCACGAGUUUCUGGAAACGGCCGCACGCCAGGAGACCAGCGGUAAGGUCCGAAUCCAAUCAUUCAUCGAGAAUCUGCUCCGACGCAUCGCACUGGCCGAGACCCUCCUGGAGGACUACCAGCGGCGGCAGACACCGGCCACCAACCGAGACAAACCUUGCAGGAUCACCAAGAGCAGGUCAGCUGGAUGUCAGCUGUCGUGCGGUGUCCACGGCAACGUGCCCGUGCAGAGGCCGUUGAGCGAGCUGAGCGAGCAGCGCGAGCAGCGCGAGCGUCUGGUGCGUUCAUCCCGUCUCUUUUGUCGACCCGAACACCGGGACGACAUUUGGAACCAGCGGCGCCGCUCAGCCGGAUACGAGGCCUAACGGCGUCAGGAGGGGGCCCUCUUCAUCACCGCAACACAAGGUCUUCUUUUUUUUUUUACAGUCGUAUGCAAAGGUUUGGGCACCCCUGGUCAUUUUCAUGAUUUUUCUUUAUCAUUGGUUGUUCGGAUCAUUGGUUGUUCGGAUCAGCAACUUCAGUUAAAUAUAUCGUACAGCAGACAAACAGUGAUUUUUGAGAAAUGAAAUGAAGUUUAUAGGAUUUACAGAACAUGUACAAUCAUCACCUAAACAAAUGUAGGCAGGUGCAUAAAUUUGGGCACCCCAACAGAAAAAUCCUCCUUUUGCAGAAAUAACAGCCUCUAAAUACGCUUCCUAUAGCUUCCAAUGAGAGUCUGGAUUCUGGUUGUAUAUAUUUUGACCAUUCUUCUUUACAAAACAUUUCCAGUUACGGGUAUUUGAGGUGGCCAGUUGCAAGUUGUUCUCCUCUUUGCAUCUUCUCUGAAGAGUGGCAACAUAGGAGCCUCAAAACAAAUGACCUGAAAACAAAGAUUGUUCAACGUCAAAGUUUAGGGGAAGGAUACAAAAAGCUAGCUCAGAGAUUUUAGCUGUCAGUUUGCACUGUGAGGAACAUAUAGUGAGGAAAUGGAAGACCACAGGCACAGUUCUAGUUAAGGCCCGGAGUGGCAGACCAAGAAAAAUCUCAGAUAAGCAGAGGCGAAGGAUGGUGAGAAUAGUCAAAGUCAAACCACAGAGCAUUUCCAAAGACCUACAAUCCAAUCUUCAUGCAGAUGGUGACACUGUGCAUUGUUCAACUAUUGCUCACUUUGUACAAGGAGAUGCUGUAUGGGAGAAUAAUGCGGCAGGAGCCUUUUCUGUACACAUGCCACAAACAGAGUCGCUUGAGGUAUGCUAAAGCACAUUUGUACAAGCCAUCUUCAUUUUGGAAUAAGGUGCUGUGGACUGAUGAAACUAAAAUGUUGUUAUUUGGACAUAGCAAGGGGCGGUAUGCAUGGAGGAAGAAGAACGCAGCAUUCCAGGACAAACACUUGCUACCCACAGUCAAAUAUGGUGGUGGUUCCAUCAUGCUGUGGGGCUGUGGGGCCAGCGCAGGUACUGGCAAUCUUGUUUAAGUUGAAGGUUGCAUUUAUUCAGCAAAUUUUUGCAAACAAUGUUCAAGAAUCAGUGACAAAGUGGAAGUUGCGCAGGGGCUGGAUACCUCAACAAGACAACGACCCCAAAGACUGCUCAAAUUCUAGUAAGAGGAACAAGUACAACGUUCUGGAAUGGCCAUCUCGGUCCCCAGACCUGAAUAUUAUUAAAAAUAUGUAGUGUGAUUUAAAGCGGGCUGUCCGUGCUCGGAAAUCAUCAAACCUGACUGAACUGGAGAUAUUUUGUCAGGAAGAAUGGUAAAAAAUACCUUUAACCAGAAUCCAGACUCUCAUUGGAAGCUAGAGGAAGUGUUUAGAGGCUGUUAUUUCUGCAAAAGGAGGAGCUACUGAAUUUUUCUGUUGGGGUGUCCAAAUUUAUGCACCUGCCUACAUUAGUUUAGCAGAUUUUUGCUAACAAUGUUCAAGAAUCAGUGACAAAGUUGAAGUUGCGCAGGGGCUGGAUACCUCAACAACUUUCUGUAAAUCCUAAAAACUUCAUUUCACUUCUCAAAUAUCACUGUUUUAUCUGCUAUAUGAUAUAUUUAACUGAAAUUGCUGAUCCGAACAACCAAUGAUUUAUGAAGGAAAAUCUUGAAAAAGAUCAGGGGUGCCCAAACUUUUGCAUACGACUGUAUAUACAUCUUAAAAACACCCAUUGCUUUGUAUUACUGCAACGGUUGUUUUUAUUUUUCAAAUCUGCUUGUCCCCACGAGGGUCGUGGGCGCGCUGGAGCCUACCUCAGCGGUUUUUGGGCAGAUUGGCAGGGAACAGACACCCUGAACCAGUUGCCAGCCAAUCGCAGGCACACGUUGACAAGCAUUGAGAUUGACAUUCACGCUUGCAAUGACAUUUAUGGGCAAUUUGUGGAGGGCUCAAUCGGCCUACCAUGCACAUAACAGAAUAAAAGAAUAAAUCACAAUUAGAUAGGGUAAAAUAUAGUCAAUAAAAUUCACCGCUGUAAAAAAUAAAUAAAUGUAACAUGGUCAAAUUGCUUUAAAAUGAUAAUGUGUUUUUGUUUCAUCAUGCGAUGGAUCAACCAAUGGCACAAAUGAUAUAAUACAAAUUAAUACAUGUUAAUUAAUGUGCAAUGUAUGUAGUUUUAUUUACGUUCUAAUUAACUAAAAAAUAUGCUCCAUUCACAUGUCAAAUUUGAAUAAUUAUGAAUAGGAAUGUAAUUGUAUUCUUGAAGUGAUUGUCAUGAUGAAACAUUGUGAACUACUCUUGGUAGAAAUAUGAAUAUUUACAACAAUGCAUUAAUAUUCACAAAGCUGUCACGUGUUGUGCAUUUAAAUCGAAAAGGCAACUUAGAGAGCUAAGAGCCCACGCUGUGUUAGAAAAGCGGAAGAGAAAAGGGCGAUAGUUUAUGAAUUCGGAUUUCACAUAGUUUAAGAUAGUUCAGCCGAGUACAGUUUACCCCACUUCAGAGUGUGUGUAAAGAAAGUAAGUUCCACACGUUUAUUGUCGGAGUGUAUAACUACCAGCCUCUUUGACUGCCAGUAUAGUGAUACAGAAUGUCCUUGAGCAUGUUUAAGAGGUAUCAUUGUGGUUCUGUGUCCGAGUGUACAACUCUCAUGUAUAUAUUGUGAUAUUUACAUGAUUCAGAGAUUAACACCCAUUAUUAUUUGUUUUACACACACGUAUACACACACACACACACACACACACACACACACAGUUGUACUGAGGCUGACAAUCUCAUUAAACAUCAAAAACCCCACGA